Pelagomonas calceolata is the source of this 923-nucleotide messenger RNA. Lineage: Eukaryota; Pelagophyceae; Pelagomonadales; Pelagomonadaceae. The record is from the annotation of a GenBank genome assembly.
AUGCCGUCCACCGUACGCUGCGCUGCACUCCUUGCAGUGCCAGCCGUCUGCGGCCUCGUCGCGCCGCCGACGCGCCCGAGCCGCACACGGCUCCACAGCACCGUAACUCAAGACUUGGGAACGACCACGGCACCCUUACUAGACGACGCCGCCACCGCGCGCGCCGUCGCCGCAAUGCGUGAGGACGCGCGUACAAAGCCACUAUCAGACGACGAGCUGACCUGGUUCGCGCGCGACCGGCGGGGCGACGCCAGGGAGGCGGUCGAGAAGGUUGUACAGUAUCUAAGGUGGAGGAAGGACCGGGGCGGCUUAGGUGCUGACCGAGACGCGUUGAUGCGGCGCGCGGCCCCCGAGGCGCGACGACGAGUCGGCUACUUGGCAAGGGAGAAGGACGCGCUCAACCGCCCGACCGUGGUGGUAGUGGCACGCCGACAUGACGCGAUGAGGCGGGACCUCAAGGCGUCGCAAGCACUCUGCGUGGCCGUCCUCGAAGACGCCAUCGCCGAGGCCGUCAAGGAGGGCGGCGAGCAGGUUUUGGCGCUCGUGGACCUGCGGCAGGUGGGCCCGCAGAACGUCGACGUGCCUUUUUUACUGUGGCUCAUCAUGACGCUGCGGAGCUACUUCCCGAAGCGGCUUGGCCAGGUCGCUCUGGUGGAUCCGCCGCCGGUUCUCUUCGAGGCGGUGCGUUUGCAGCGUCCGACGCGUCCCUUCCCCGAUUGCGAGCGCCGAGUCGCGUCGACGGCGUAUGAGCUGCGCGAAACUCGCCUAUCGGUACGCCAUCGCCGCGACGCGUGAACACACAGGCCUGGAACCUGAUCAAGGGCGCGGUCGGGCGCCACGCGGACAUGGUACGCCUCGUGUCUUCCGCAGACGUGCGGAACGCGUACUUCGCGGGGAAGCGCGUGCCGCCGGACCUAAGGUGA